AUGGUUGUGUUGGAGCUUGACAACCUAAGGGGUCACAAGCUGGAGUGCACUUUGUGGGAGCAUUAUGUGGAUGAGGUCCAAUCUUUUACGUUUUUAUUUGAUAUACUCAACUCGAUAGGUAAGGUUGGGUUAACAAAUACAAAAUAUACAACGAGGAUUGUCAUGGAUACGAAGAUGCCAGAGAUCGUUGAGUUCAAAAAACGUAUUUCGGGUGAUGGUGUGGAAAGUAGUCUGAGGAUGACUCAGUUGUUUACUCAGUCAUCCUAUUCUUACGAAAGUGAUUUUUUGAAGGAGACUGAAAAGAAGUCUAUCAGUGAUGUGAAGCUUUGUGGCGAGGUUACGACUUGCAUCACGUAUGAGACUAUAAAAUCUAUUGAGAGCAAAUACAACUGGUGGUACAAGUCUUGCAAAAAAUUUCCAUUUUCUGUUUGUGAGGAUUUUGAGAAAUGGUACUGUAAGAACUGCCAAAAACAUUGGGAAUAUUACUAUCCGAGAUUUAGUGUUCAGGUAAGAGUUGUGGAUAACACGGAUUCCGCAUCAUUUCUUCUGUUUGAUCGCUACUGUGUGUCUUUGUUGGAGAUGAGUGCUGGUGAAUUGCGCGAGCUGCAUUUCAAGAGGGGUGAGGAUUUGGAUCAAUUUCCAGAAGAGUUAAAUGUUCUGAACGAAAAGUCGAUGUUGUUCAAGCUAAAUAUCAAGCAAAAGCAUUUUUCAAGAGCAAUAGUGAAGUCACGUUUUUUUGUUGGAGUUACAUCUUGA
Messenger RNA from Gastrolobium bilobum, 756 nucleotides. RefSeq lists its product as uncharacterized. The transcript has 7 exons. The coding region runs from base 1 to 756 and encodes 251 amino acids. The record is from RefSeq and is a predicted model, not a curated record. Lineage: Eukaryota; Viridiplantae; Streptophyta; Magnoliopsida; Fabales; Fabaceae.